AUGGGAGGGCCUUGUCCUUCCUCCAGCUCUGACAUAAAACAGUUAUCAGGAACUCGCCUUGAGGGAAGGGGGGGGCCCCUUGAGUUGGGGCGGUGCCUCCCAGUUUCCCACGCAAGCCCGGAGCCCGCCGGCUUCCUGAGCCGUCCCGUUGGGGGGCGGGGGGCACCCCCCUCGUCUCCAUCCUGCUCUCGAAGCUUCUGCCCAUGGAGGGACUCUCUGGCCACCUCCUCCGCCGCAGUCCAGCUCUCUGAUUUUGUAGCCACUUUAUCCCCAGCCUCACAAGCCCUGCCUGCACCUGCCCUCGCCCUGGGCGCCCUGCCAGGCCCCACUCACAUUCCAUCUGCCCUUGUCUGUGCCUGGCUGAGGAGGGCCACCUGCCCGCCGACUGUCCACCUGCAUUCCGUUCCCAGCCGGCCUCGUCCCUUCACGCUCACCUUCCCGUCCCUGCCUCGUCCUGGGUCUUCCUCUCGCCUCUUCUUUCGUUUGGAGUUUCCCACCAGCCGCCGGGAGUGGGUUGCCUGA
Rangifer tarandus platyrhynchus (Svalbard reindeer) is the source of this 522-nucleotide messenger RNA. The record is from the annotation of a GenBank genome assembly. Lineage: Eukaryota; Metazoa; Chordata; Mammalia; Artiodactyla; Cervidae.